UACCCCAUCUCUGAGCCAUAUACGCACCAAGCCCAGGUCCAGAGCUGCGGCACAAAAAUGGCUGCUGUCAAGACCCCGCACCUCUCCAAUCCAUGGACCGCUGACGUAUUAGAUGAGAAUACAAGCAUCACGACGUCGUCGCUUUUACUCGUACUCGCAGGCGUUGCAGUGGCUACUAAAGCGCCUAGUAAAUAUGUUCAACCGCUGGUUGAGUGGCUGCAGCAGCGUCAAAACACAUCCGAUUCAGCGAACGAUCUUGAUGAUGCCCUUCCCUUCCGCGGGUGGCUUGUAGCCAUAAACUCAAAUCCCGAAAACUCCAAUGCUGGGACGAGGCAGCUUGUCCAAGUCACUCUAGCCGUUGCGUUACUGCGAGAAAAGGCACGGGCCGGUCAAGACUUGAAUGCAGCGAGUAUCGAUUCGAUCUGGACCCCAGUCUACGAUGCUAUAAUCACCGCGCAAGACACAGACCUUCAGUUCACUGUUUCCCGCAGCGCGCAGGGAUUCUUGGCCGUCCCGCUGUGCAGUCUCGUCAAAGAUGGACGCAUCCAGGAGCUGUGGCGGCUUCACACGUGGCUCCCUGACGGGCAACGGGGCAUCUCUGAAGAGGUGUGUAUCCAUGCCCACCAACCGUAUGGACAGAGCUGGAUAUUGCUGGGAUCUGGCACAGACUGCACCUUCAAGGUCGAUACCCCUGACGAUCCCUCCUUGACUACUCAUGCGCUCUACGAGUGUUGCUAUGCCCCGGCAGACGGCAAGCAGAAUAGUACGGGAUACCAGACCCACCAGAUGAGUUCAACGAUCAGGAACACGGGGAAACUCGUGAGAGUAACCCCGGUCAGUCGCGUACCGCAUUCGCGUGAUAUGACUUACAGCGUUCCGGGCGGUGCCUAUCAUCGCUCAAUCGUACCAGGUGGCAGGCUUCACGCUACACUUUUCGUCUUUGAUGCGCAUCGUGGAUAUGACGAUGCAGCUGCCGUGCUGGGGCCAAAGGACGGCGGCGAGUGGGUUCAGCCGCGUGAUCCAGAUGGCAUCACAGCCGAAGUCCUCGCUCAGAUUGUCAACGCAACCCGCAAGUGGGAGCAACAACGUGGGGCUGCUCCUGAAGGAGAUGAAGAACAUGAAGAUGUGAUUAAAUUUUAUCGAUUUUUUCGAGCCAUGGGACUUCUCAAGGAUGGGCGUGAAGAAAGUGCCUUCCAGUAUUUGGAUCCACCCAAGCGUUCUACACCAGCCCAAGCAUUCGCUGGUAAGCCGUCUAUGGGGCAUCAAGAAUACAUCAAAGAGGGUAUAAAGGGAGGGGUGGUUAGUUCCUGAUGUUGUCAGGUCGAUAUACUGAAAGUCCACAAUCUUCUUUUUAUCUAUCCAUCAGGUAGUGAAGACGUCGAUUUUAAAGGCGGCUUAUUAUCCAUUCGGUAUUCCAAUUUAUGAAGAUGGUCUUGACACUAUCUCGCUAUCAAAAAAAUCUAGCUAGCCAACAUGUAUGACUCAUGAAGCUUUUGUACAAAUUAAGUAAGACAAAGAUUAAAAUCUCGAAUAUCCGAAUUGUAUUCCACAACUAGUUCUAUAAGCCGGUUCAUGUUGGGGUCAAUGGGCAAGUGGGAGUAAAUAGUUGGUUUUAGUUACAUGCUUUCUGAAUAAGUAAG
Messenger RNA from Trichoderma atroviride IMI 206040, 1640 nucleotides. RefSeq lists its product as uncharacterized. NCBI's taxonomy places the organism in Eukaryota, Fungi, Ascomycota, Sordariomycetes, Hypocreales, Hypocreaceae. The record is from RefSeq and is a predicted model, not a curated record.